AUGGACUCCCAAUUUGACUUCAACAUCUUGGAAAACCCGUUCGGGCAGCCGACGAUUCCCUUGGAGUUUCCAUUCCCGGCGCCAGAGAACUUGAAUGCACAUGCGAGUGAGUUCUCGAUCCUCGGGACGUUCCUUGAGACCAUUUCCAGCUGUAAAUACUCGGAGGUAUACACCUACAAUGAGUUCCGCCACCCGAACAAGCCGGUGCAGUUGUACAACAAAGAGGCGCCGUUCCACAAGGACAUGUUGAGCCACAUGCGCGAGAAGCUCGCGCACGACGAGAAGUUGGCAGCCAUCGUAGCGCAAGUCGUGGCGCAAGAGGUCGCGAAUGGGCUCGUCAAAGACGACGCGGCAUCACGCGCAGCACGCUACGAGCAGGUGAAGACGUUCAUGGCGGAGUAUUACGCUACGCACAACCAGACAAACUUCCCCAAAUUUGAAAGCUUGCCGCUCUUGCGUGUCAGCUACUUUACGGUUAUGAAGAUCUUCACCAAGAUCUUCCCCCAAGGCAUCUGGUGCAACAAACAUGAGUUUCUUGUGCUCCAUGCUAAGCUCUACGCGGACCCAAUGUCGGUCAUCUUCUGUCCGAGCCACAAAUCGCAUGUGGACUACAUGAUCAUUCACUUGCUCUGCAUUCAGUUUCAGCUCUCGCUCCCCGCAGUCAUCGCGGGCGACAACUUGAACGUGGCGGUGUUUGGAAAGCUUUUGCAGAACAUGGGCGCGAUCUUCAUCAAGCGCACGUUCGCGGGUGACUUCUACACGGGCGAAAAUUUGCACCACUUCACCGAGUAUUUGUUGCGCAAGAAGGUGAACUUUGAGGUGUUUAUUGAGGGAACCAGAUCGCGCAAUGGGAAGCUUUUGUUGCCAAAGUUCGGGAUCAUGAAGAACAUCGUGAGUAUCGUGGCGCAGGACCGCGCGCGCGGCGGUGCGUUGGACGUGUUGAUGCAGCCGGUUGCGAUCCAGUACGAGGAGUUGUAUGAAAGCGAUGGCUACAUGAACGAGUUGAUGGGUAACGACAAAAAGUCCGAGUCGUUUUUGCGCAUCAUCAACGCGGGGGUGAGCAACAUCUUGCCAUCUUGGAGCAACGAGGUUGCCCAGGGAAAGGGCAGGAUCUUUGUGAACUUGGGCAAAUCAUUCAAGCUCCACGACUUUCUCGCGCUGCCAAAGCAACAGGCGCUCAGUGCGAGCGAAAACAUCAUCAGCUUGGGCUUCAAAACGCUCCAUGCGGUCAAUCGUUCCGCGUACAUCCCCGAUAUCGCGCUUGUCACGACUGCGCUCUAUGUCCACUACUACAACGCGUACGAUAAGCUUGAUCACACCGUGGAUGAAGCGAGGUACAAGAAUACGUCGGGCCAGGUGAAGUACAAGAACAAAAUCACGCUUGUGAGCACGUACGACGUGGUGGAUGAGAUGAAAUGGUUGGUGGAGCAUCUUGUCUCACACGACACGCUGUACAAGUAUUUGCUGGAUAUCACGCGUAACCACCUGCGCGGGGAGUUGGCAAAGUUGAUAGAGGUAAACGUGGGCAAGUUUUUGGGCAAGAGCAUCAAGGUGGUGAAGCCGUCGGGGGGACAUCUCAGGGUCGUAGAGAAACACGAAUUGCGAAUCGAGAGCUCCAUUGAAAUGAUGUACUACAAGAACCUCAUGCUCCACUUGUACAUCGAAGAAAGUAUCUUAGCCUUGGUAAUCCUCCUCCUCAGCCGUUUCAGCUACAACUACAACAAGAUUCUCACUAAGCGCAAAAUCACCCGCGUGUACCAUUUCUUACGCAGCACCUUCCGCAUGGAGUUCUUGUACGUGCUGAAAAUUGAUGUUUUUUUGGACAGGUUCUUGAAAAGUGGAUUUAUCGUGAAGACAGACGAAGAUUUGGCCCAAAACCAAGCAAUUUACGAGGUUACCAAUAAGCCCGCGUUGAUGCGGUUGUCACUUUUUGUAAAGCCGUUUUUGGAGACGCUCCAGCUCUGUCUCCACAACCUCCACUCGAUUUUGAUCAGGGAUCAGAACGAGGGCAUCUCCGUAAAACAGUUAUUGAAGCAGAUCCAGUUGGGGAAGCCACAUUAUGAUAUUAAAUAUCACGAAUCGAUUAACAAGAUGAACUUGGUGAACGUCAUCUGGUUACUCAACGAUACCAGAACAACGGAGAUGUACAAAAAGAAGGAGAAAAAGGGUACGGUGGAGGCGUUGCGGAUCAUCAAGGAGGAUUACUUUAUGCGGUUCAUGAACUUGAUUGACUUCAUAUAUUAUUAUGAUGGGAACUACUCGAUGAACCAAAAGCUUUUCUUUACGUACGGGGAUUACGAGUUCAAGAGCGAGGUGAUUAGCAUGGUGGAUUUUGUGCAGCUGAGAAGGGUGACGAAGUUGUAA
Molecule: messenger RNA, 2364 nt
Organism: Babjeviella inositovora NRRL Y-12698
Lineage: Eukaryota; Fungi; Ascomycota; Pichiomycetes; Serinales
Exons: 1
Coding region: 1-2364 (787 amino acids)
Cellular component (GO): mitochondrial membrane
Source: RefSeq, a predicted model, not a curated record